AUGGAUCGGGACAUUGCGGCUCGAGUACGGUCAUGUCAACUGUGCUCGUUAAGCAAGCCCGCCCAGAACGCUAAGCUGGGUCUGUUGUCAUCUGAAGUGGCGGAGAGACCUCUGGAGAAGCUUUUCAUCGACUACGUUGGGGCUUUCCCUCGUUGCAAGUCAGGUAAUAAGUUCCUGCUUGUCUGUGUAGAUGCUUUCUCCAAGUUCGUCUGGUUGUUUCCGUUACGAAGCGCCACAGCUCAGCUCACGACUAAGGUGCUCCGUACCAAUAUUUUCCAACAUUUCGGAAUUCCCACCACUAUAGUAUCCGAUAAUGGAACUCAGUUUUUGUCCAAUGAAUUCAAGAGAAUGUGCUUUGGGCACGGUAUCCGCCAUGUGACGACUUCGCCUUACUACCCACAGCCCUCCCACGCAGAGCGUUUUAACCGUAAUCUGCGAUCAGCCCUCAUCGCUUUCCAUGCUAAAAAUCACGAGACGUGGGACCAAGAACAACAAGAACGUUUCCACCCAACAACCCUUUGGCUAAUAUUUGGAGGAUUGGGGACCUUCUGCCACCGCCUGGUACUCCUGAUGUUGCUAGCACUUGGGCAGCUGCCCGGCGAAAUCUUUUCAGGGCUAGGGAAUUGCUGA
This is a messenger RNA of Homalodisca vitripennis (glassy-winged sharpshooter), 630 nucleotides long. RefSeq lists its product as uncharacterized. Gene Ontology annotation, molecular function: nucleic acid binding. NCBI's taxonomy places the organism in Eukaryota, Metazoa, Arthropoda, Insecta, Hemiptera, Cicadellidae. Bases 1 to 630 code for a protein of 209 amino acids. The record is from RefSeq and is a predicted model, not a curated record. The transcript has a single exon. Gene Ontology annotation, biological process: DNA integration.